AUGAGAAAACUCUGUCCAAAUUUCGACCAAGAAGAUGGCCUCGAGACUGUUCUCGAGGUGCCAAUCCCCGAGGAAAUGUUCACGAGCAUGGGCAGCAAUGUCGCCCUCCGUUGGCAAAACAUGGCAACUUGGAUGAAGGCUCAAACCCCAGAAAAAUGGUCAUCACCAAUUAUUGCAGGGCGUUAUAAUGAGCUAAGUUUCCUCCUACACAUUGUUGGAUCUCCUCUCAUUCCUCUUCAGGUGCAGUUGGACCAUUCCAUCCACCGCCCUAUAAAACACUCUUCCAUUGAAGCUUCAACGGCUAAAUAUAUUGUACAACAAUACAUAGCGGCCACAGGAGGACAGGCAGCAUUAAACUCGGUACACAGCAUGUGUGCAAUUGGGCAAGUCAAAAUUAGUGCUUCGGAUUUUCACCAGGGCGAUGAGAGCGUGAAGGUGAGGAGUACUGAGGAGGCCGGUGGCUUUGUGCUGUGGCAAAAAAACCCGGACUUGUGGUGCUUGGAGCUUCUUAUAUCCGGGUGCAAGGUGAUCUCAGGAAGCAAUGGCAAGAUUUCAUGGAGGCAAUCCUCCAAUCUACAAAUACCCAUCGCAGAGGGUCCUCCCAGACCCCUACGACGAUUUUUACAGGGUUUGGACCCUCGAUCAACAGCCAACUUGUUCAUAGACGCAGUAUGCAUAGGAGAGAAGAUCAUAAAAGAUGAGGACUGUUUCAUACUAAAGCUUGACACAAGCCAAUCAGCUCUGGAGGUACAAAGUGGCUCAAGAUAUGAAAUCAUCCACCACACUAUAUGGGGAUAUUUCAGCCAAAGGUCUGGCCUCCUGGUUAAGUUCGAGGACUCGAGGCUACUAACUGUAAAAAGUAUACAUGGGGAUGAUGAUGGUGGUGAAGGGGUCUUCUGGGAGACGAGCACAGAAUCGGUGAUCGAUGAGUAUAAGUACGUUGAUGGUGUUAAUAUUGCUCAUAGUGGCAAAACUUUUGUGACAGUGUAUAGAUAUGGGGAGCAAUCUACAAAUCACAAGAGGGAGCUGGAAGAAACUUGGAAGAUUGAAGAGGUGGAUUUUAAUGUAUGGGGUUUGUCUUCUGAGUUUUUUAUGCCUCCUUCAGACCUCAAAAGAGAGUAUUAUACUUGA
Messenger RNA from Ilex paraguariensis (yerba mate), 1131 nucleotides. Lineage: Eukaryota; Viridiplantae; Streptophyta; Magnoliopsida; Aquifoliales; Aquifoliaceae. The record is from the annotation of a GenBank genome assembly.